UUACCUGGUUCUACAAUGAUCAACACAAGUCCUAUCUUGUGAAUAUUAACUAUUGAAUUUCUGUUAGACAUUUGGAAGAACCGUACAUAAACAUUUCAAUAACAUUGCAACAAAGCCUAACUGGAUAACUCAAAUUAUAAAAAUUCUCCUCUGUAUUUCAGUCUUGGAUAACCGUACAUAAUUUGGUACUGGACCAUAUUAAAGCUCAAAAUGGGGACUUAGUUCCUAAAGGUGGUGUGUGCAGCCGAUUGAUGAUACAAGCUGCAAUGCAACGGCGUCGUCAGCCUAGUAACGAGCAGUCGAGCACAAGUGUGCGAGAUUUAUUAAGAUGGCUUUGUAAGGCUUCCUUUGACGGCAUGUUCAGACAGGCGAGAGAAGAUCCAUGGCAACAACUUCUGCCUGUAGACCAUUUAAAUUCAUACCUACUCCAGACGAAAAGCGGAAGUCAUGCAGAGAUUUUAACUGUCCAUGUGCGCAGAAAUGUGUCAAAUAUUGGAGAGGCAAGGCGGGCAAACCUUCAUGUAAAGUCUAAUAUUCAGCAUUUGGUGUUGAGCUGGGAGAAGCAAUGAAGAUGAAAGGGGAGACGGAGAAUAUAAGGAUGAGGAUGUGAUGAAAGGAUUGGAAGCUCAUCCAAAUUUAAAAGAAUUGACUGUUAAAGGCUUUUUGGGGAAAAAUCUUGCAUCAUGGAUUACAAAGAUGAACAACUUGGUCAAAAUCACCUUGAAAGGUUGCAACAGGUUUGAAGUACUUCUACCACUUCCUAAAAUUGAGUUUGGAAAUCAAGAACUGUCCGAGCUUGAGAAAGAUCCCAGAUAGUUGUUGUCCAUCUUGAAGGAAGCUAUCACUGGAAAUAUGGAGAGCACCAUGAUACUAGAAACUAUCAGCAAAAAUGCUAGCUCGCUCAUGACUCUAAAGCUGGGAGAAGAAUAUUUUGCAAGAAUUCAUAUGACCGGGAGGGAAAGAUGUUUUUAUCAUUUCAUUCUCUAGCCUUGAUAAUUGCAGAAACUGUUAUAGCCCAAAUUACAUUUUUAUCUUCCCACCGGCCACCAAAUAUAUCUCAAGAAUGAUACCAGUAUUACAAGGAAAGCUGGGCGAGGCUAUUGUAGCUGAUUUGGCUAGCGGAUUGCUGGGCAAGCUUGUUUCACUUGCAGCAGAAGAAGUUGUCCAGGCCUGGAAUUUUCAUGAAGAUCUCAACACACUCCACCAGCGCCUGGAAUCAGUUGGAGCUCUCCUGUACGAUGCUCAUACCAAGAAUUUAAUCAUGUCUACUGCCAAAAACUGGUUUGACAAACUUGAAGCUGUUGCCUAUGUUGCUAAUGUUUUUAUGGAUGAACUUGCAUAUGAAGUCACUCGAAGAAAAGCGGAGAAUCGCCAUAAGGCACUGGACUUCUUCAUUCCUUCCAAAAAUACCUUACUGUAUCGUCUCAAGGUGGCUCGUAAAAUCAAGUCCAUUCAAUCUUCCUUUAAUGAAAUUUUCAAAUUGGCGGUAGACCUGGGACUACAGCCUGUAGCAUAUUUAGGGUCAACGGUGCAAGAUAGAGACAUCCGCACCACCCAUUCCUAUGAAGACAAGUCAAAUAUAGUUGGAAGAGAUAAAGAUGUAUCGUACCUAGUUCAAACAGUGUGCAAAAAACAUGAAGAGGAUUUACAAGUCUUUGUUGUAGCGGGAAUGGGAGGUCAAGGAAAAACAACUCUUGCUCGUAUGGUUUUUAAUAGUAAUGAUACCAUUCAUAAUUUCUCAAAGAGGAUGUGGGUCACUGUAUCGGAUGAUUUUGAUUACAUCAAGAUUUUAAAUGAAAUGAUAGAAUCACUUACUUCAACGAACUUGGGAUUGAAAAAUCCGCAAGGACUUACCAAUGAGCUUCAAAAGAGUUUAAAGGAGAAAAGGUUCAUACUCAUACUAGAUGAUGUCUGGAAUGAAGAAUCGGUGAAGUGGGAUAACCUGAGAAAUUCUUUGCUUGAAAUUGGUGGUGGCAAAGGAAGCUGUAUUCUGGUUACCACCCGUAAACAGGAAGUCAUUGAUGCCAUGAGAAGUUGUGUAUAUUAUUGGCUGGAAAAAUUGUCACCAGAUGAAAGUUAUGAACUGUUCAAGAAAAUAGCAUUUUCAGAUGGAGGAGUUUUAGAGACCGCGGCAUUUGCGACCUUGGGGAGAAGCAUGGUGAAAAGGUGUGGUGGCCUACCUCUGGCAAUAAAAGCAUUGGCAGGGUUAUUAUACUCGAAGAGGUCUGAGCAAGAAUGGUUGGAGAUCCAAAGCAGUGAAACAUGGCAAUCAAAAAGUGUAUUGCCUUCCUUGAAGUUAUCAUAUGAUAAUUUACCUUCUUUGUCAUUGAAACAAUGUUUUGCAUAUUGCUCUACUAUGCCAAAAGAUUCAGUCAUUUAUAAGGAUGAACUGAUACAGAUAUGGAUGGCGUUAGGGUUCCUCCAGCCCCCAAGAAGAAGUAAUGCACUGAUGGAAGAUAUUGGUAGCGAAUACUUCAAAAUUCUGUUGUGGAAUUCUUUGUUACUAGACGAAGAAAAGGAUAAAUUUGGGAACAUCAUCAGUUUCAAGAUGCAUGAUCUAGUGCAUGAUCUUGCACUAGAAGUAUCUAAACAUAACUCGAUAACUGUGAAGGCAGGUGAAGAGCUGAGUCAUGAUUGCAAGGCUGUAUACAUGAGGCUUGAUGACGGGGUUUCAAAUAUCAAACCAACAAUUCUGAAGAGAGCCUUUGAGAGAGUACAAGUAUUAUAUGCAGGGCCAGAUAUCCUUCUUCAUGUGUUACCUUAUCUCACACACCUGACAGUUCUGGUGUUAGAUGCGGAUAAUCAAGUUGUCACCCAUGAGUUGCCAUUUUCGCUACGCAAGAUGAAAUAUCUUAAAAAUCUCGAUAUUUCACACUACGACUGUAGAUUGCCUACUGACAUCACAGAACUGUACAACUUGCAAACACUGAGAGUUAGAGACCUAUAUGAGGUUCCAAAAGGGUUUAGCAACUUGAUUAAUCUGAGACAUUUGUACAUUAGCAGGAAAUAUAGGAGAGAAUGCAUAUUUAAUGGGAUAGAAAGGUUGACUAGUCUGCAAACGCUUCCUUACUUUGUUGUGAGGAAAGAUCAAAACUGUCUCGUUGGACAACUGGGAGGGUUGAAAAAUCUUAGAGGUAAGGUUAGACUCUAUGGCCUUCACGAGGUGGCAAAUAUCGAAGAAGCAAGAAAAGCAAAGCUUCGUGAGAAGUCCUGUAUUCAGCGUUUAUGGUUGAACUGGAGGAAUACUGAAUUUGGUCACCAAGACAGUGAGUACAUCGAUGAGGAAAUGGAAGACAAAGAACACGACGACCAGGAUGUUAUGGAAGGAUUGGAACCUCACCCAAAUCUGAAAACAUUGACGAUUGUUGGUUUUAGUGGAAAGAAGUUUGCAUCUUGGAUUACAAUGAUGCUGAACUUGGUGAAAAUCACAUUGAGACACUGCAACCGAUGUGAAGUACUUCCACCACUUGGUCACCUUCCCAAAUUGAGGGAGAUAACGAUUAAAGGGAUGGAAAAUGUUAGGGUUGAGGGAGAUGAUUUUUGUGUAUUUCCUAAACAACUUGAGAGGUUGAAUAUUGAGAAUUGUCCAAGGUUGACAAAGAUACUGCCUAGAUAUUAUCCGUCACUGAAACAACUUUGCUUUCGGCAAUUGCCAAAUCUAGAAGAAUGGGAAGCAGCAGGUGUAAGUACAGGGGCUAGUUCUCAAAGUAAAUUUCCUCAACUUGAGAGUUUGGAAAUUGAGAACUGUCCAAGGUUGAGAAAGAUACUGCCUAGUUAUUUUCCAUCAUUGAAACAACUCUGCUUUCGGCAACUGCCAAAUCUAGAAGAAUGGGAAGCAGCAGUUAUAAGUACAGGGGCUAGUUCUCAAAGUGAAUUUCCUAAACUUGAGAGUUUGGAAAUUGAGAGCUGUCCAAGGUUGACAAAGAUACUGGCUAGUUGUUUUCCAUCAUUGAAACAACUUUUCUUUAGGUAUUUGCCAAAUCUAGAAGAAUGGGAAGCAGCAGUUAUAAGUACAGGGGUUAGUUCUCAGAGUGGAUUUCUUAAACUUGAGAGUUUGGAAAUUUUAGAAUGUCCAAGGUUGAGAAAGAUCCCGAAAAGUUAUUUUCCGUCCUUAAAGAAGUUGGAUAUCGAUAGUUGGAGAGUGAUAUGAUGUUGGAAACUAUUAGCAGAGAUGUCAGCUCACUAACCUAUCUAUCGCUUACGAGUAUUGGUGAUGGAGGAGGAGACUCAUCUUCUUUAUCUUCGUUUUCGAACAUGGAAUCCAUGAUUAACAAUUCUCUGUCUUUGACCAAAUUAUGGCUAAUUGACUGCAUGGGCUUAAAAUGUCUGACCCUUGGUAGCUAUCCUGAAUCCUUAACGAUCUAUAAUUGCCCGCAUCUAACUAGUAUAAAAUUAGCUGAAGGAAAUUCAGAGUUCCAGACUUGAAUAUCUGGUUUUAGGUCCCUUCUCAAAUGAAUUGGAUUAUAUUCCAUGGCCAUUCUCUUCUUCUUCUAACCUAAUUCAGCUGGACCUGUAUGGGUGGAAAAACGUCAAGUCAUUAGCGCUCUUUGAGCAACCCCUGUUCACCACCGCCUACCCUGCCUUGACUCGCUUAACUUUAGGUCCUUUCCCAGGAGUGAAAGCUCUUCCAGAUUCAAUAGCAGAACUUCCAUCUCUCCAGGAUUUAAGCAUCGGUUGUUGGACGAAUUUGGAGAGUUUGCCUGUAUUCAAAGAAUCACAUACCCUUCAAACACUGCAUAUAACUGAGUGUCCUGUUUUGAAACAAAGAUGCAGGAAGGGUCGAGGGCCAGAAUGGUUCAAAAUUCAAUACGUUCCAAGUAUAAUUUGGGAUCGUGAGGAGUGGCAGUGAACUUUUUAGCUUGGUGAUUGUCUCUACUCCAUCUUCCCUGCUUUGACUGGUUUGUAUGUAGUAAAUUUUAAGAAGAGAAUUCUGAGAAUUUCGAGAGUUUGCCCAUGUUUGAGAACAACGGGAAUUUGCCAAAUCUGAAAGAAUGAUACACAGAAGAGAGAAUGGUCCAAGAUUCAACAUAUUCCAGAUGUUACUUGUGUAAACUUGCAUAUCUGAAUUAUCACCUCACCCUCUGUUUGUCACUAUUUUCCAUGUUGCUUUGAGUUCAAAUAUUAAGAUUGUUUCGAGCAACUAAGGUGAUGGCCUGAUGAAUAAAUCAGAUAAUAUAUAGUGCAUCUUAGAGACGUGCUUGUUGUAAUAGUAACUGGAACAGCUAUUUAUGAAUGCACUGCUUGUCAUCAUCCUGUUUGUUGAUGUACAUGUUACUUUUCCGGGGAA
This is a messenger RNA of Daucus carota subsp. sativus, 5287 nucleotides long. RefSeq names its product putative disease resistance protein RGA3. Gene Ontology annotation, biological process: defense response to fungus. Lineage: Eukaryota; Viridiplantae; Streptophyta; Magnoliopsida; Apiales; Apiaceae. The transcript has 4 exons. The coding region runs from base 1064 to 4150 and encodes 1028 amino acids. Gene Ontology annotation, molecular function: ADP binding. The record is from RefSeq and is a predicted model, not a curated record.